AUGGCGAAUUCCAAAUUUGAAUAUGUCCGUAACUUUGAGACGUCAGAUCCGCUAUUACCCAACACAUGGAUCGUGGUGCGAGUCGAUGGAAGGGGUUUCACCAAAAUGUGUGCCAAGUAUGGCUUCGAGAAACCAAAUGAUCGCCGUGCCCUUGAUCUUAUGAACACAGCUGCCAAGGCUGUCGUAACUGAGCUACCAGAAAUCACCAUUGCAUACGGCGUCAGUGAUGAGUAUAGCUUCGUCUUUCACAAGGCAUGCACUUUGUUUGAUCGAAGAGCCAGUAAACUUGUUAGCACUGUAGUCUCGACAUUCACUGCGAAUUACGUAUACUUUUGGUCGACUCACUUCCCAGACAGCCCGUUGUCUCCUCCACUACCAUCCUUUGAUGGACGGGCAGUGUGCUACCCUAGUGUUCAAAAUCUCCGGGAUUACAUGAGCUGGAGACAAGCAGAUUGCCACAUCAACAACCUCUAUAACACAUGUUUCUGGUCUUUGAUCCAACUCGGAGGUCUUGACAACAAGGAAGCUGAGAGUACUCUGGCGCGCACAUUGGCAGCAGACAAAAACGAGAUACUCUUCUCUCGCUUUUCUAUCAACUACAACAACGAGCCCGAGAUAUACAGAAAGGGCAGCGUUAUCUUCCGCGACUACGAAUUGGUUGACCCUGACUCUCACAAUACCAUGCAAACAAUCGACUCUCAAGCAGAGCCCGUUGAGCAAUCAAAGUCACAGAAGGAGAAGGACAAAAAAAGCCGAGCCAAAGCUCGUGUGGUGGUGGAACACAUGGACAUCAUCAAGGACGAUUUCUGGAACCAAAGACCAUGGCUACUUUCCAACAAGCCUGGGAAGAUUCCGAAACAGACGUAA
Fusarium mangiferae is the source of this 867-nucleotide messenger RNA. Its product is annotated as putative THG1 Protein required for tRNAHis guanylylation at 5 prime. NCBI's taxonomy places the organism in Eukaryota, Fungi, Ascomycota, Sordariomycetes, Hypocreales, Nectriaceae. The coding region runs from base 1 to 867 and encodes 288 amino acids. The record is from RefSeq and is a predicted model, not a curated record. The transcript is spliced from 8 exons. Gene Ontology annotation, biological process: tRNA modification. Gene Ontology annotation, molecular function: tRNA guanylyltransferase activity; magnesium ion binding.